AUGGCGGAAACGAAGGAAGAGAGUAAAUCUAACGAAGAGAGUGUGAAACUUUUCGUAGGUCAAGUACCGAAGCACAUGACGGAAGAUGAGUUACUCACAAUGUUCAAAGAGUUUGCUUUGGUUGAAGAAGUCAACAUCAUCAAAGACAAAGCCACUCGCGCUUCUCGAGGUUGUUGCUUUGUGAUUUGUCCUUCUAGAGAUGAAGCUGAUAAGGCCGUUAAUGCGUGUCACAAUAAGAAGACGUUACCUGGGGCAUCUAGUCCUUUGCAAGUGAAGUAUGCUGAUGGCGAGCUGGAAAGAUUAGAACACAAACUUUUCAUUGGCAUGCUUCCAAAGAAUGUUUCUGAAGUUGAAGUAUCCGAACUUUUUUCCAAGUACGGAACUAUAAAGGAUUUACAACUUUUAAGAGGUUCUCAACAAACAAGUAAAGUAGGUUGUGCAUUUUUGAAAUAUGAAACUAAAGAACAAGCUCUUGCUGCAUUGGAGGCAAUCAAUGGAAAACACAAAAUGGAGGGUUCAAGUGUUCCUUUAGUUGUCAAAUGGGCUGAUACUGAAAAGGAAAGACAAGCCCGAAGAGCUCAGAAAGCACUAUCUCAAGCUUCUAAUGUGGCACAUGCUGACUCUCAGCAUCCUUCGUUGUUUGGAGCCAUGCCUAUGGGCUAUGUUCCUCCAUAUAAUGGUUAUGGUUAUCAGGCUCCAGCAAGUUACGGGCUCAUGCCAUACCGCAUGCCGCCAAUGCAGAAUCAAGCUGGUUACCAUAAUAUGAUGCCUCACAUGAAUCAAGGAAACACUUUGCGGCCUGAUCUUGGCCCCAAUAUGAAUCCUAGAAACUAUCCCGUGCCUCCCGCAAGUUAUGUUGGUUCUUAUCCUGCUGUGCCAGGUCUACAACCUCCAAUGCCCUAUCCUGCAGGAAUGAUUAGUCCAAGGCCUAUGAAUAGUCCUCCCGGUUCUGUUUCGCCUUCCGGUGGAAACGGUAACUCAGCUACAUCUUCAGGGUCCAGUAAAAAUUCUGGCGGUGGUCAGAUUGAAGGACCACCUGGCGCAAAUCUAUUUAUCUACCACAUACCUCAAGAAUUUGGAGAUCAAGAGCUUGCUAAUGCUUUUCAACCUUUUGGUAGAGUUUUAAGUGCUAAAGUUUUUGUUGACAAAGCAACCGGUGUCAGCAAAUGUUUUGGGUUUGUAAGUUAUGAUUCCCCGGAUCAUGCUCAAUCUGCAAUUAGUAUGAUGAAUGGAUGCCAAUUAGGAGGUAAGAAAUUAAAGGUUCAGCAUAAGAGGGACAACAAACCUGGUAAACCUUAUUGA
Molecule: messenger RNA, 1302 nt
Organism: Lathyrus sativus (Indian pea)
Lineage: Eukaryota; Viridiplantae; Streptophyta; Magnoliopsida; Fabales; Fabaceae
Source: the annotation of a GenBank genome assembly